Ailuropoda melanoleuca (giant panda) is the source of this 1580-nucleotide messenger RNA. Its product is annotated as regulator of G-protein signaling 22-like. The annotation marks the transcript as partial. Gene Ontology annotation, biological process: regulation of signal transduction. NCBI's taxonomy places the organism in Eukaryota, Metazoa, Chordata, Mammalia, Carnivora, Ursidae. Gene Ontology annotation, molecular function: G-protein alpha-subunit binding. The transcript is spliced from 2 exons. The record is from RefSeq and is a predicted model, not a curated record. Gene Ontology annotation, cellular component: cytoplasm; nucleus.
UUUAAUGCAGACAGUGUUAUCUUUGAUGAUGGAAUUCACCCGAGGAUAAAAAGGGACUCAUCUGAAACCAUUAGAUUAACUUCUCAUUUCGAAGAAGAAGACAACAUUGGCUCCAUCUCUCUACAAGACACUCCUUCUCAGGCCCUUCUGAGAAUUUACCUUGAGAGGCAACAGGAUGCUGAUGAAAGCCUUACAUUGCAUUUCUCAACAUGGGAAGAAUUUUUAAGAUCUUAUGUAACCUUUAUUUUGAGAGUAGCAAUUCAUCAAAUUUUUGAAGAGCCACUGACAGAAAGCCCAGAUUAUAUAAAUUUCAGCAAGGUAACAGAAGUGAUGCUUGAGGAGGGUUUUGAGCCUGUCCCUGGCAGGAAUGUUUUAAGUGAAACAUUUCAAAUCACAAAUGAAAAGUCAGAAGAGAUGUUAGAACAAGCAAGUUCAAAGAGUGAGAGCAUUGGACCAGAAACCAGGGCGGAUUGGUGUGUGUCUCACAAAGCUUAUGAUAUUGGCAAUAGAAAGGAGUUUGAAAGAUUUAAGAAAUUUCUAAAAGAUACAUUAGGAGAGAGAUAUUUGUCAUUAUGGAUGGAUAUCGAGAGGUUGAAAGUUCUUAAGGACCCCGGAAGACAUCAAAGACAUCUUGAGAAGAUGAAAAAAUGCUAUCUAGUAAGCAAUGGAGAUUGCUACCUUUCUGCAGAAAUAUUAUCAAAACUUAAACUGCUGGACACAUCUCAGUGGAAUGAAGAACACUUAAGAAAUAUUCAGACUGAAGUUGUAAAACCCUUACUUCUUUAUUGGUAAGAAAAAUAAUGUGAAUCAAACUUAUUUGCUUUUACCUUUCCUAGGCAAGUUACAAGUUAUAUUUUUUGUCUUACUGAUUUAUAAUUUAUGGAAAUUUAAAAUGACAAGACUAUUGUAUCUUUUGCCUUCCUUAAAGUAUUUACCCGUUAGAUAAUUUGGAUGUUUGGGGGUUUUUAAAUCCAUAAUGAGGCUGGACAGUACUUAAGCUCCAUUUUAACUUCGUGAGCACAUCCUUCUACAUCUGACCUUUUUAUGGUCAGUAUCUCAUCAAAUUGAUGUGUGUGUGUGUACAUCUUGAUAGAGUUAUAGAUUUAUCAUCUCAGUAAAUAUUUUUGAGCACUUACUAUACAGUCCAAGUGCUGUAGUAAGGAUACAAGGGUAAAAUACGACAAGUCUAGUGUUUACAAUCUAGUAAGAGGAACAUACACAGGAAAUGAGUAUAAUAAAAGAAAGUGUGGUGAACACACAAUACAGAGGAGAUGUAAUUUUUCACUCAGGACUUGAAGGACUCUAAGUAAGGAAAAGAGAGGGGACAUAUGGAGAAAAUGUGUGCCAUUUGAGGGUCAUCGAGCUGCCUUGUGGCUGUGAUAGAUCUGAAUAUGUCACUUUUCUGCUUGAAAUCUUUUUCCAAAGCUUUCAGUGUAGAGUUCAAAUGCCUUAAGUUAGCAAAUAAGGUCAUCAUAAUUUGUCCCUCACCCACUUCUUUGGCAUCAUCUCCCAUCUGGGUAUUCCAGAUUACAUAUAUGCUUCGCACUUUUCUAUAUAUAGAUAGAAUGUUGUUUUUCUCU